AGCAACCCUGUAUAAGUGCUGCCCAUCGCUGUCAAAUUGCACUAGUACUGCCCAUUCGAUAACCUAAAAAUUUUUGACACGAGGUUGUGCGUGUCUUUUCCUUUCUUUCUCGCUUUUUACUCGAACAUGGGUAUUAGCCGUGAUAGUGCACACAAGCGUCGCGCCACUGGUGGCAAGCGUAAGUCGCUCCGCAAGAAGCGCAAGUUCGAGCUGGGCCGCCCCGCUGCCAACACCAAGCUUGGCUCUUCCCGCGUGCACACCGUGCGCACUCGUGGUGGUAACACCAAGUUCCGCGCUCUGCGCCUCGAGAACGGCAACUUUGCGUGGGCCUCUGAGGGUGUUGCCCGCAAAACUCGUAUUGCCGAUGUUGUGUACAAUGCCUCCAACAACGAGCUGGUGCGCACCAAGACGCUGGUGAAGAACAGCAUUGUUGUCAUCGAUGCCACGCCAUUCCGUCAAUGGUACGAGUCACACUAUGUGCUGCCUUUGGGACGCAAGCGUAAUCCCAAGCACGCACAGAAGGAAGAUGAGAACGAUGUGCUGACCAAGAAGCGCAGCGAAAAGACCAUGAAGAAGUAUCUGGAGCGCCAAAAGUACGGCAAGGUCGAGCAGGCUCUUGAGGAUCAGUUCACCUCUGGUCGCAUUUUGGCUUGCAUCUCUUCCCGCCCCGGACAGUGCGGUCGCUCCGAUGGCUACAUUCUGGAAGGCAAGGAAUUGGAAUUCUACCUUAAGAAGAUCAAGUCUAAGAAAUAAAGGCACUAGAUAAGAAUGCAAAACAAACAACUGAUUUGCAAACAGAAACAAAUAAAA
Messenger RNA from Drosophila sulfurigaster albostrigata, 810 nucleotides. It is a transcript of the gene RpS8, whose product is annotated as small ribosomal subunit protein eS8. The transcript is spliced from 4 exons. Gene Ontology annotation, cellular component: ribosome; cytosolic small ribosomal subunit. Gene Ontology annotation, molecular function: structural constituent of ribosome. Bases 127 to 753 code for a protein of 208 amino acids. The record is from RefSeq and is a predicted model, not a curated record. Gene Ontology annotation, biological process: maturation of SSU-rRNA from tricistronic rRNA transcript (SSU-rRNA, 5.8S rRNA, LSU-rRNA); translation. NCBI's taxonomy places the organism in Eukaryota, Metazoa, Arthropoda, Insecta, Diptera, Drosophilidae.